CUGUUACACAACUGUUUCCCGUCUCCAUUCUGCCCAUCUCUCCUUGCCGGCAUUUUCUCUUAGACAUUUCAUAUUUUAUUUUCUAAAUAAGGAACUUGGAAAUGAGUGGGGACCAUACCCACAACGAUUCCCAGAUCGAAUCUGGAUCUCGGGUUAAUGAUGCUCACAAACACAAAGAUAAACAUAAGGACAAAGAACACAGACACAAAGAUCACAAGAAGGAUAAGGACAGGGAGCGGUCCAAGUACAGCAACAGCGAACACAAGGACUCUGAAAAGAAGCACAGAGACAAAGACCGUGAGAAAAUGAAGCACAAAGACGGCAGCAUGGAAAGACACAAGGACAAAGAGAAGAGGAAAGAGGAGAAGAUCCGAUCCUUAGAUGGCAAGCCGAAGAAGGAGAAGGAGAACGGAUUUGCCAGCCCCCCUCGUAUCAAAUCUGAACCGGACAUUGACGCCUUCUACCCCUCUCCCAAACACGAAAGGUCACUGAAGCGCGAAAGAGACGAUGACGAUUCUGAAUUUAAACCCAAAAAAAUCAAGACUGAAAAUGACAAGAAGGCAAAGAAAAGGAAACAGGAGGAUGAAGAGGACAUAAAACCGAAAAAGAAGACAAAAGACAAGAAAGGUGAACUGACUGAUGGGAAAAAGAAGGCGAAGAAGGAGCCAGAGGAGAAGUGGAAAUGGUGGGAAGAGGAGAGGUACACAGAUGGCGUCAAAUGGAAGUUUCUGGAGCAUAAAGGCCCUGUCUUUGCUCCACCUUAUGAACCUCUGCCUAGCAACGUCAAGUUUUAUUAUGAUGGAAAACCCUUGAAGCUGAGUGAGAAAGCGGAGGAAGUGGCCACCUUCUUUGCCAAAAUGCUGGACCAUGAGUACACCACCAAGGAUAUCUUCCGCAAAAAUUUCUUCAAAGACUGGAGGAAGGAAAUGACAUCUGAAGAAAAGGGGAAGAUCACUGACCUGGGCAAGUGUGAUUUUACUGAAAUGAGCGAGUACUUCAAAGCCCAGUCAGAGGCCAAGAAGCAGAUGUCGAAAGAAGAGAAGCAGAAAAUCAAAGAGGAGAAUGAGCGCCUCCUGCAGGAGUAUGGUUUUUGCGUGAUGGACAACCACAAGGAGCGCAUCGCCAACUUCCGCAUCGAGCCCCCGGGGCUGUUCCGUGGGCGAGGGGACCACCCCAAGAUGGGCAUGCUGAAACGCCGCAUCCGCCCGGAGGACAUCAUCAUCAACUGCAGCAAGGACUCCAAACACCCCAAGCCUCCCCCAGGCACCAAGUGGAAGGAAGUGCGGCAUGACAACAAAGUGACGUGGCUGGUGUCCUGGACGGAGAACAUCCAGGGCUCCAUCAAGUACAUCAUGCUGAACCCCAGCUCCAGGAUCAAGGGCGAGAAGGACUGGCAGAAAUACGAGACGGCGCGCAGGCUGAAGAAGUGUGUGGACCGGAUUCGGUCUCAGUACCGGGACGACUGGAAGUCCAAAGAGAUGCGGAUCCGUCAGAGAUCGGUUGCCCUCUACUUCAUUGACAAGCUGGCCUUGAGAGCAGGAAACGAGAAAGAGGAGGGUGAGACGGCGGACACGGUCGGCUGUUGCUCUCUGAGGGUGGAGCACAUCCAGCUGUUCCCGGAAAAAGACGGACAGGAGUUCGUGGUGGAGUUUGACUUCCUGGGAAAGGACUCCAUCCGCUACUAUAACAAGGUUCCUGUGGAGAAGAGGGUCUUCAAGAAUCUGCAGCUGUUUAUGGAGAACAAGCAGCCAGAGGAUGACCUGUUUGACCGUCUUAAUACCUCCAUACUGAACAAGCACCUGCAGGAGCUGAUGGAUGGACUGACGGCCAAAGUGUUCCGUACUUACAAUGCCUCCAUCACCCUGCAGCAGCAGCUGAAGGAGCUGACCAGCCCUGAGGAGAACAUCCCAGCCAAGAUCCUGUCCUAUAACCGGGCCAACCGGGCUGUGGCCAUCCUGUGCAACCAUCAGAGAGCUCCGCCCAAGACCUUUGAGAAGUCCAUGCAGAACCUGCAGACCAAGAUCGAUGCCAAGAAAGACCAGCUUGCUGAUGCCAAGAGAGAGCUGAAGAGCGCCAAGGCAGACGCCAAAGUACGGAGAGACGAGAAGUCCAAAAAAGCGGUGGAAAGCAAGAAGAAGGCCGUGCAGAGGAUAGAGGAACAGCUGAUGAAGCUGGAGGUGCAGGCAACAGACCGUGAGGAGAACAAGCAGAUCGCUUUGGGCACCUCCAAGCUCAACUACCUGGACCCCCGCAUCUCGGUGGCCUGGUGCAAGAAGUGGGGCAUACCAGUUGAGAAAAUCUACAACAAAACCCAGCGGGAGAAGUUCGCCUGGGCCAUAGACAUGGCAGAUGAAGACUUUGAAUUUUAAACCCUGUUUGCGGUUUCAUUUUGUUUCCAUUUUAGUUUUUUUUUUUUUUUUUUUUUUUUUUUUUAUCUUUAGCAUAACUGAUUCCAGCCGGUGGUCGACCUGAAGAGGGCUGGACCAAUGGGAGAGGUGACGGUGGUAGGCCAGGGUCAGGUCGUGGGGGUGAUGGGUAUCAGGCAUGCUGGAGGCAGGUGGGGGACUUGGCUGCCUCCUGAGACAAUUCAGACUAACCACCCCCCACCCCUCCUACGAGCCCGACACCCAAAGCUACAGCAGUCUCCCAUGAACGAGGGACCAUACAGUGGCUCAAUGGUCUGACCCAAAAUGGGCAUACCCCCUCUGGCAAAGGGACCUGAUGCUGUUCCUGUGAACUUUGAACUCUGUGGUCCUGUAGCUACUGUAUUCAACAAAACUUUUAUCAUUUUACGAUUUUAUUCUCUUGGUCUGUUUUAGCCCUCCGGUUUAUUGAUGAAUUAUGUAUUUUAACAGAAAGGUGGUAAAUCAAAGAAUUCCUUAAAGUACACCUGCGCCUUUGUAAGGAAGCAAGAAGCAAGCCCAGUUGAGAGGAACCGACCGCAGAAGCUGUGUUUGCGUGAGCGUGUGACGUGUCAAAAAAGUUCAUUUUUAACUAGACUUUGAAUUGUGUGGAGUAAAAUCCAGAACAUGAGACAGGAUGCUGGGAAGGAAGAAAUGUUAAAACCAUGUUUAUAUUACUUUAGCAGAAAGAAUGUGAAUUUCUGUUUUGUUUUACAGUUUCUAUCAGGGACUUUUUUUUUCCUUCAAUGUAAAUGUGAACCGAUAUUUUUAUUUUUACUUUAAGUGUAUCGCCCAUGUCCUGUGAUCGUCUUUCCACAUAGUUCUGAGUCGCCAUUGAGUUUUAACUUAAUUUUAUUUCUAAUGACUUUUCCAAGAGGAAAAAAACUCCCGUAUCUGUUACUUGAAGAAAUUGCUAUUUUAAUGUACUGUGGGGUAGUAAUGGAAAGCCUUUUUCUUACAAAAGGUCAGAUAAAACCUUCUAGAGGGAUAUCAACUUUUGCCAAAAAAAUAAAAAAUGAAAUGUAUGUGACCAUUUUAGGCCAUUUAUUUUUUUGUAACUGUAAAGACUGAGGGAAAAAUGAACUAAUUUUAAUUAUGAAGUCUCAUGUUUUUCUCCUUACUUCCAUGUGGGUUUUAGGAGGGAACUUAGUAAGUAGGUGUGAAUCCUCCUUCCUUUGAAUAUCCUUUACCAGUUUCUCAACCUCUUCUG
Messenger RNA from Megalops cyprinoides (Indo-Pacific tarpon), 3612 nucleotides. It is a transcript of the gene top1l, whose product is annotated as DNA topoisomerase I, like. Gene Ontology annotation, cellular component: chromosome; nucleolus. Bases 102 to 2369 code for a protein of 755 amino acids. The record is from RefSeq and is a predicted model, not a curated record. The transcript is spliced from 21 exons. Gene Ontology annotation, molecular function: DNA topoisomerase type I (single strand cut, ATP-independent) activity; DNA binding. Gene Ontology annotation, biological process: DNA replication; chromosome segregation; DNA topological change. NCBI's taxonomy places the organism in Eukaryota, Metazoa, Chordata, Actinopteri, Elopiformes, Megalopidae.